This is a messenger RNA of Pongo pygmaeus (Bornean orangutan), 3763 nucleotides long. RefSeq names its product scavenger receptor class A member 3 (gene SCARA3). The coding region runs from base 355 to 2214 and encodes 619 amino acids. NCBI's taxonomy places the organism in Eukaryota, Metazoa, Chordata, Mammalia, Primates, Hominidae. The transcript has 7 exons. The record is from RefSeq and is a predicted model, not a curated record.
GAUCCCAAGUGGCCAUUUCCAGGGCCUGGGUGUCUUUAGGCCCCUACUUGGUCUUCAAGGUCAUUUUGAGGCUAGAGGAGAAGCAGGCUUUGGAGUUAUCUCAUGAGGCAGGGAACCUUUGAGGUUUUUAACGCCAUUCCGGGGUCUUUCAGUAAUCCUCCUGUAACACCCCUGGCAGAUGCUUAUGUUCCUAGCAGUGAGAACCUCAUCACCUCAUCCGCUUACGGAAAGCAGAAACUGAAAAGGGCCUUUGAGAUCAUCUACAGGGCUCUCAACCACACUCUCAGGUGCCACUGACAGAACGGCCUAAGGGUUCACUGGAAGAAAGGGCUCCACCGACAAACUUCUGACUGGAUGCAGCCUCCACAUUGCAUAGUUAGGGAAAGUGAGGCCCAAGCAGUGAGGUCAGCCGGCGGCGAUGGAGAUGCCUUGUGCGUUACAGAAGAGGACCUGGCGGGUGACGACGAGGACAUGCCAACCUUCCCAUGCACCCAGAAAGGCCGGCCAGGGCCCCGCUGCAGCCGCUGCCAGAAGAACCUAUCUUUGCACACAUCGGUGCGGAUUCUUUACCUCUUCCUGGCCCUGCUCCUGGUGGCCGUGGCUGUGUUGGCCUCUCUGGUUUUCAGAAAAGUGGACUCUCUCUCCGAAGACAUCUCCUUGACCCAGUCUAUUUAUGACAAGAAGCUUGUGUUAAUGCAGAAAAAUCUCCAGGGCCUGGAUCCGAAAGCCCUGAACAACUGCUCUUUCUGCCAUGAAGCUGGGCAGCUGGGGCCAGAGAUCCGAAAACUGCAGGAGGAGCUGGAGGGAAUUCAGAAGCUGCUUCUGGCCCAGGAGGUGCAGCUGGACCAGACCUUGCAGGCCCAGGAGGUGCUCUCCACCACCAGCAGGCAAAUCUCCCAGGAGAUGGGCAGUUGCUCCUUCUCCAUCCACCAGGUUAACCAGUCUCUGGGGCUUUUCCUGGCCCAGGUGAGAGGCUGGCAGGCCACCACAGCUGGCCUGGACCUCUCUCUGAAGGACCUCACCCAGGAGUGCUACGAUGUCAAGGCUGCAGUGCACCAGAUCAACUUCACCGUGGGGCAGACUUCCGAGUGGAUCCACGGGAUCCAGCGGAAGACAGACGAGGAGACCCUGACCCUCCAGAAGAUUGUCACCGACUGGCAGAACUACACACGGCUCUUCAGUGGCCUGCGCACCACCUCCACCAAGACUGGAGAGGCGGUCAAGAACAUCCAGGCCACCCUGGGGGCCUCCUCACAGCGCAUCAGCCAGAACUCCGAGAGCAUGCACGACCUGGUACUCCAGGUCAUGGGCUUGCAGCUGCAGCUGGAUAACAUCUCGUCCUUCCUGGACGACCACGAAGAGAACAUGCAUGAUCUUCAGUACCACACCCACUAUGCCCAGAACCGCACCGUGGAGAGGUUUGAGUCUCUGGAAGGACGCAUGGCUUCUCACGAGAUUGAAAUUGGCACCAUCUUCACCAACAUCAAUGCCACCGACAACCAUGUGCACAGCAUGCUCAAGUACCUGGAUGACGUGCGGCUCUCCUGCACACUGGGCUUCCACACCCAUGCCGAGGAGCUCUACUACCUGAACAAGUCUGUCUCCAUCAUGCUGGGCACCACAGACCUGCUCCGGGAGCGCUUCAGCCUGCUCAGUGCCCGGCUGGACCUCAACGUCCGGAACCUCUCCAUGAUCGUGGAGGAGAUGAAGGCGGUGGACACGCAGCAUGGAGAAAUCCUUCGCAAUGUCACCAUCCUACGAGGUGCCCCCGGCCCUCCAGGACCAAGAGGACUCAAAGGAGAUAUGGGCGUGAAAGGGCCUGUUGGCGGCAGAGGCCCGAAAGGAGACCCCGGCAGCUUGGGCCCCCUGGGACCCCAGGGUCCUCAGGGGCAACCUGGAGAGGCCGGGCCUGUGGGAGAAAGGGGCCCUGUUGGCCCUCGAGGGUUCCCAGGCCUCAAAGGUUCAAAGGGCAGCUUUGGAACUGGAGGGCCGAGAGGACAGCCAGGCCCAAAAGGGGACAUAGGGCCCCCAGGGCCAGAAGGGCCCCCGGGGUCUCCAGGGCCCUCAGGGCCUCAGGGAAAACCGGGAAUUGCAGGGAAGACAGGGUCACCAGGCCAGCGGGGGGCCAUGGGGCCUAAGGGUGAACCAGGGAUCCAGGGUCCCCCUGGUCUCCCCGGGCCUCCUGGUCCACCAGGAAGCCAGAGCUUCUACUGAGGAGGGCUGUGGCAGGGCCACGGUCACACACAAUGCCGGAGGGGUGCAGAGCAGAUCCAGGCCCCAGAAAGCCUCACGUACAGACAGCUGUGGUCCUCUGAUUCCAAUGACGGGGUUCCCCAGGGCUGACCCUGCAGCUUUGGGCUCCCCCAUAGUGACUGUGCCAUAGGAAAGCAGCCCCUCCUCACACACACAUGUGCACAUGCACACACACACAUGCACACAUACACACAUGCACACAUACACAUGCAUGCACACAUGUGCACACAUACACAUGCAGGCACAUGCACACAUAUGUGCACAGGCACACACAUGUACGCACACACAUGCACUGCACACAUAUCCGUGCGCACAAACACAUAUAUACACAUGCACACACACAGAUUUUUCUGCUGGCCAGGUGGGCCAACUGGGUUUCCCUGGCUGGGCAGGAGGAGAGGGCAGAGGACGACCCCAUCUCCUGUGACUGAGCCUGCUAGGGAGGCAGCUACCUCGGGAGGAAGGUCUCACAUCUGUUUCUGGGCACCCAUGCUGGCCAGCAGUUUCCCAGGGCUCCCUGGGGUUGAAAAGCCCCAAGGAAACCUAUGCGGGUGGGGCGUUACUGCCAAAACUCCAGAAGCAAAGUGGACCUGGCAACCACAAGACCCUCCCUACAAGCAGGGGAACAGCAUACCCGGGAGCUGUCCCUGUCUGUCACAGCACAGUGGGGCCACGAGGCCGACAUUCUCUGGCCUUGCACACAGCGCCCCCUGAGAAGUUCAACAUUUAUUUCUUCACGUGUCCAGAAAAUGCCUCAAUUCAUCUUUGCCUCUGCCCUUCAGGAGCAUCCCGGAAGGAAUCCAAGCAGGAGUUUCAUCUGCAUGGGGGCACUCUGCAGGCCCUGGAACAUUGGGCCUGAGUGGAGAUGGGAGACAGAGGCAGGCCAGAAGGUUCUCUCUGCACAGCUGCCUCCCUUGCUCUCCCUGAGGCUGGCCUGCCCUAUUCCCCAAGGGGGCUCCUCUGGAGUGGUGGGGAGGAUCAGGCUGCAGAGGGGCCAACCCCUUGCAACAGGACAGCUCUCGCCUCCCGCACACGGCUCUCCUGAUCACAGCUGCGUGCCAACAUUGUCCCACCAGGACCCACAAUGGCCCAAGCCCUCUUUGCAUGGGCAGCCAGCUGGACUAGGAGUGGGAAGGGCCUGGACACCCACAGAGGCCCCCUCUGUCAUCACUCCUUGGCACCCACCAACUUCCUGCACACACUGGCAGAGAGUGGCGCUGGGAAAUCACCCCACAGGGUGGAGGUCUCCUGUUGGCUACACUCUAAAGCUGCUUUGCCUUCAUGUUUAAACAGAUUCAGUCACCCUCCACCCCCGCCCGCAAGGUUAGGGCAUAGAGUUGUCUCCUUCCCAACACGGACCCAGAGACCAGCCCUUCCGCACCUUCCUUGACUGUCCUGGAUGUGCAACUGGUUUGCACUGCACACCCCACGGCCAUGUAACUCUUCUGUCCACAUAUGAUAAUACCAUUCUGCAUAGUAUUACUGAGUCAGUAAAGAGCUAUUUCCAGGA